Molecule: messenger RNA, 3343 nt
Organism: Ruditapes philippinarum (Manila clam)
Lineage: Eukaryota; Metazoa; Mollusca; Bivalvia; Venerida; Veneridae
Product: DNA repair protein XRCC1-like
Exons: 17
Coding region: 109-1989 (626 amino acids)
Biological process (GO): base-excision repair; double-strand break repair via nonhomologous end joining; single strand break repair
Cellular component (GO): nucleus
Molecular function (GO): damaged DNA binding
Source: RefSeq, a predicted model, not a curated record
UUGACGACUGCAUCCCGGCAAGUUUGUAAACAAAAGUUACAAACUCAAAAAUAUUUACCCAAACAUCACAAGAAGUUUAUAAUGCAGAUGUGAAAGCAAACACUGAAAAUGCCUGAAAUAAAGCUCCAACAUAUUGUUUCAUUUAGUAGUGAGGAAAAGAACCAUCCAGCAGAUAAUCUACUGAAGCCUGAAGGGACAUAUAAAUGGAAAUGUGCAGCACCUGGUGAAAAGAGCGUAUCUGUAGUUAUUCAGUUUGAGAAAGCAUCACAAAUACAGAGUAUAGAUAUAGGAAAUGAAGGGUCAGCAUUUGUAGAGAUUCUGGUGGGCAGGUCGUCUGCUGCUAAUGAUCAUGACUAUCAGGUAUUGUUGGUUGCAUCAUCAUUUAUGACGCCUCUAGAAGCCAGAAAUGGUACAAAUAGAAACAGUGUACGCAUGUUUGAUGCAAGUAAAUUAUCAGCAGCAGUCUCGAGUCAGAAAUGGGACAGGGUGAAAAUUGUUUGUACACAACCAUUUAACAAGACAAGUACAUUUGGUUUAUCAUUUAUCAAAUUUCAUAGUCCAUCGCUACCUGGAGAUAAAGGUUCAGGGGAAGGUGAAAAGAAGGUCGGGUUUUUCAAGCUGAAGACAGACAAUAAAGAUGAUGUUAAAACAGGAAGUCUGUUUUCACACCGGAAGCCAGAAACCAGUGCACCAUCUACUCCAUUGUCAGGUGCUGCAGCUGUGAGGGCAGCAUCAAGGUUAGCGGAACAGUCUAAAUCAUCGACCUCUCCAUCAUCAUCAUCAUCUACACCUGCUAAACUAACAACUAAAGCUACUUUUGAAUCCCCGAAAGAAGAGCCCAAAAAUCAGGGAAAGAAAGUUCCCACCCCUUCACAGAAUAGAGAGAAGAGAAAGCACAAUGUUAGUGAUAAUGAUGACACGGAUGAGGAGACUGAUGAUAUACCUGCUCUACGUAAACAAUCUACCAGUCUUAGUUCUGUCGCAUCUAAAGACUCGGGAAAGUCCCUCAAACAGCCGCCUUUGAAGAAAACCAAAUCUGAGCCACCAAAAGAGUCCCCAGUGAAAGAGUUCAGCAAGUUAAUGGAUAGAGUAACAUUUGUAAUGAGUGGGUACCAGAACCCAUACAGAGCAGAGUUGAGGGAUCGAGCCUUGUCCAUGGGUGCCACUUAUAGACCAGACUGGGGGAAGGGGUGUACACAUCUUAUAUGUGCAUUUGGAAAUACUCCAAAGUAUAAUCAGGUUAAAGGUCGCGGGAAAAUUGUGGAUAAAAAAUGGAUAAAUGACUGCUAUAAACAGAAGAAAUUGUUGCCAUGGAGAAAUUAUAGAGUAGGUGAUGCUGAAUCACCAGAUGAAGAUUCUGAUGAGGAGGUUUUACCUGUUAAAUCUAAAACAGAAAAACAGAAGCAGAAAACACCAAAGAAAGAAGAAAAGGUACCAGUGGUAGAUGUUGCAGAUAGUGAUGAUGAUAUGUAUGGGGGAAAUACUGACUCAGGGGGAGACACUGAAGAUGAAAUAAGAAGGAUAAAAGAGGGAAAAGGUAAGAAAAAGAAGACAAGUCCAGGGAAGAGUCCCAAGAAAGAAAGUCCAAAGAAGGCAUUACCAGCAGAUCCAUAUGAUGUAGAUACAGAUGAAGAUGAGAAACCAGGACCGAGUGAAAACAAUGAUGCAGAUUCCGAUGGUGAUUCUGGUUUACCGGAACUUCCCGACUUUUUUGCAGAUAAACAUUUCUUUUUAUAUGGUGAGAUGGAAGCUUCACAGAGACGUCUGAUGACCAGGUUUAUCACAGCUUACGCUGGUGAGUUGGAGGAAUAUAUGAAUGACAAGGUGAAGUAUGUGGUCACAUCCGCCAAAUGGGAUAAAAAUUUUGAUGAUGCAUUAUCAGAGAACCCUAAUCUUGUGUUUGUGAAACCUAAAUGGGUGCAAAUGUGCCAUGAGAAGUUGAAAUGUGUACCACAUCAGCCAUACAUAGUUGUCCCCCCUGAAGACUGAAACACAUUUUGUACAGUUAAAUGUUACACAUAGAAAUAGAAAUUAGAAAAUUUAGAACUUCCCCGUAGUGAAGAUAAAAAAGAAGCUUUUGUCAAUGAAUUUGCAGAAUGAAUUUGGAAAAUUAAAUGUUUUUUAAUUUUAUUUGACAAAAUAAUAUAAAAGUUAACCAAAUGUUUUAACAGCUCUAUUAGGAGAGAUGUGGUGUGGAAAGGGUUGGGAGAUAAUAUUUGCAAUAAAACUGUUUAGUAGUAAUACUAGUAUUAUGUAACUGUUAAAUGGAAAGGAACAGAUUUUGUUACAGAAAAUAUUUAAAUAUAACUAUAGAAAGUUAGAUGUUUGGACAAGAAGUUUAUCAAAGUCCUGUUGUUGUUUUUAAUGAUAUAAAAAUAUUUUAGUGCCAUUGCUCCCAUUAGUAAUGUAAUACUUUAGGAAAUUUGAUGGCAGCUAAAUAUUAAAUGUGAUAGAACUAUUGGAUUAUAACAUCGCAUGUAUUCAGAUAGGAUUGUACAUAGCUCUUGAAAGGCUUAGAAAAAUCUGUAUUUAUCUUUCUUAUUUUCUCUCGUAUAUACUGAACAGUUUCUGUGUAGCAUUUAUACUUGCUCCUUACACUCUGUAAUACCAUUUGGUCCCGUUUAUUGAAACUUUUAUCUUGCUCUUAAUAAAAAAUUUGUUAACUUAAAGCAUACAGUAGGAAAAGUACUAACUUGUUUGUAAGCAUCUUAGUGUCAUGAUGUAACAGUCACCAAAGGCUCACCCUGUGGAAAAACUCCUUUUUGCAGUGUUGAUGAUACAAAAUUAAAUUUUUCUUGAAUUUUAAGGAAGAGUUUCAAAUAAAAAAGAGCAACAAGCCACUUAAGUUCCAUCAGUUUUAUUGAACAUUUGUCUUCAAGACUAUAUUAACAUAUUACAGACAACAAAAGCAGUUAAAAUCUGACAAUAUCUCGUAUUCUCUUUGGUUAACUCUCACGCUAAUAAUCUCAUUAUUAAAUAAGUAUACAUGUACAAACUUAAGCUGAGGUAGAAAGUAAAGCCAAUAAGAUAACAAUGAAAAAAAUAACACUUUAAAAUAAUAACAUAUUAGCAGCUUUACGCGGAAUUUUCAUAAUGGAUUUGCCCUGCUUAGAAAUUGGAAUAAUCCAUCCAGCUGCAAACUGUAUAGGACCUGGCAAGGUUGCACAGAUGUGCAGGCAGCCCAGGCUCUAGACUGGCGUAAAAAGGGCAAUCACUUCCUGUUUUAGCAGGUUAAGGGUUUGAAUAUCUUUCAUAUUAGAAUUAAGACUUAAUAAAACAAAGAGAUAAUGUAAAUCUCAUCUUUAGAUAGGCUGGAAUAUAGAUUUUACUUGGUAAGACACUG